Bufo bufo (common toad) is the source of this 1437-nucleotide messenger RNA. RefSeq names its product olfactomedin 3 (gene OLFM3). Gene Ontology annotation, biological process: signal transduction. Bases 1 to 1437 code for a protein of 478 amino acids. The transcript is spliced from 6 exons. The record is from RefSeq and is a predicted model, not a curated record. Lineage: Eukaryota; Metazoa; Chordata; Amphibia; Anura; Bufonidae.
AUGGACUCUCCGCAUCUAACACUUGGUGCUCUCCUCAGCACUAUGGCAAUGAUCUCUAACUGGAUGUCCCAGACCCUCCCCUCCCUGGCUGGGCUAAAUACAACACGUAUUCCCACCAGCAACUCCCUGACACAAAUAAGCCCCCGGGAAGGAUGGCAGGUUUACAGCUCAGCUCAGGACCCUGAUGGCCGCUGCAUCUGUACAGUGGUGGCUCCAGAGCAGAACCUUUGUUCCAGAGAUGCCAAAAGCAAACAGCUACGUCAACUUUUAGAAAAGGUGCAGAACAUGUCACAAUCCAUAGAAGUGUUAAACUUGCGCACACAGAGGGACUUCCAGUACGUGCAGAAGAUGGAGACUCAGAUGAAGGGCCUUCGGUCCAAAUUUAGGCAAAUUGAGGAAGAUCGUAAAACACUUCUGACACGUCACUUUCAGGAUCUGAAAGAAAAAAUGGAUGAACUGCAGCCACUAAUUCCAGUUUUGGAGCAGUAUAAGACAGAUGCUCGCCUGAUCACACAAUUCAAGGAAGAGAUCAGGAAUCUGACCGGUAUUCUUACCACCAUUCAGCAAGAGAUUGGAGCAUUUGACUAUGAGGAGCUGCACCAAAGGGUCCUGGGCCUGGAGUCUCGUCUGAGAGAGUGCAUGAAAAAACUGACAUGUGGAAAGCUCAUGAAGAUUACCGGACCUAUUACAGUGAAGGCAUCUGGGCCACGAUUUGGAGCCUGGAUGACAGAUCCCGUAGCAUCUGAGAAAAACAAUCGUGUCUGGUAUAUGGAAGGAUUCACAACAAGCAAAAUAGUUCGGGAGUACAAGUCACUGGCAGAUUUUGUCACAGGAGCAGAAUCCAGGACUUACACCUUACCAGUUAAAUGGGCUGGCACUAGUCAUCUGGUGUACAAUGGUUCACUCUUCUUCAACAAGUAUCAGAGCAACAUCAUCAUUAAGUACAGCUUCAAUAUGGGGAAAAUCCUGGCCCAGCGUAGCUUGGACAAUGCCGGUUUCAACAAUGUUUAUCCUUACACUUGGGGUGGCUAUUCUGACAUUGACUUGAUGGCCGAUGAGUUUGGUCUGUGGGCUGUGUAUGCUACCAACCAGAAUGCCGGGAAUAUUGUCAUAAGCCAGCUUCGACAAGACACUCUAGAAGUUGUUAAGAGCUGGAGUACAGGAUACCCCAAAAGGAGUGCUGGAGAAUCCUUCAUGAUUUGCGGCACAUUGUAUGUCACCAACAACCAUCUCACUGGUGCCAAGGUCUACUACUCAUAUUCAACCAAGUCCUCUUUAUAUGAGUACAUGGACAUCCCCUUCCACAAUCAGUACUUUCAUAUAUCAAUGCUGGAUUACAAUGCUCGGGACCGCGCCCUCUAUGCCUGGAAUAAUGGACACCAGGUGCUCUUCAAUGUUACGCUUUUUCACAUCAUUAAAACAGAUGGUGAUGUGUGA